AAUGACAUGGUUGUUCACAAUGUAGGACAUCCAGAAAGCACCAGAUAAUCACAAAGGUCCAAAAUGGAAGAGGACUGGUGAAAGUGGUGAGGCUCUUGAUGACUUCAUAUCCAGACAGAAGUUUCAGUUUCUCAAUGUAUGGGUACUCAGAGAAUAUCUUGAGGAAAGCCUGAGAAUACCAGAUCCAUCCAUGAAAGGAGACCUUGAGCGAUUGAUAGAUGAUUUUGUUUUCAUGUGUCUAUUUGUUGGAAAUGACUUUCUACCUCAUGUGCCGUCGCUGGAGAUAGCAGAGGGGGCCAUCGAUUUGCUCAUGAUCGUCUACAAGAAUGAAUUUGUUCGAAUGGGUGGCUAUCUUACUGAUUCUUUUGAGGUCAAUCUGGAACGAGUGGAGCACUUUAUACGAGCUCUUGGUACCCAUGAGAAUGCCAUCUUUAGGAAACGAAGACAGGAUCAAAUGAGAUGGAAAAUGCACGCAGGACGAGUUCCAGCCAAUGGCAAUUCUGGAGGAAAAGAGAUUCAGAUAUUUCUGGGAGAUGUAAAUGCCAAGGCCAGAUUUGUGGAAGACAGGGUCAAUCUAGGAGAAGAGGGUUGGAAGGAGAGAUACUAUACAGAAAAGUUUAAAGCUUUAACUGAUGAUGACCGUCAGAGAGUUAAAAGACAUGCUGUCUUGAAAUAUGUUGAAGGGAUUUGUUGGUUCAUGCAUUAUUACUACCAAGGAGUGUGCUCCUGGCAAUGGUUCUGCUCUUCUGCUGCUUGUUUAUCUAUAUUUUUGCUAUCUGCAUAUUUCUUAUUUGCAACCUAUGGUAGUUUAUAAAACUGUGAGUAAUUUUUUGAUACCGCAUUGGUGGUGCCAUAAUACUAGCAGUAACCUCUGAUUCUCCACACUAACUUAUUCUUUGACAAUGAUGGCAAUAUGUUAUUUAACUUGGAAAAUGAGAAUAAUAAUGGAAAGAAAAUAACGUGAAGAUACAACAUGGUUUGGCCAUUCUGUAUAUAACCACCGACUCAAUGGACAAUGGGAUUAGAGGCUAGAGACUUUUCUUUUUUCCCCUAUAUUAGAGCUAAAUCACCUCUGUUUAUGGGUGUGAUAAUAAAAUGUUUGAAAAUAUAAAAUGAAGUCUUCAAUGAAAAAUAAUUAAAUCAAAUCUAAGUUUUGGGAUCCCAUUGAUGGUGCUAUAAUCUUAUAACCACAAUAUCUGUCAUCUUUGAGUUCAACUAUGAGUAAUGAUAAUUGUUUGAAUCAUUUUAAAGAACUGAUUUCCAGUCAAGCAAAUUGAAAAUUUUUAGUGGAGAUGGGAGGCCUGAAAUCGCAUUUCUGAAAGCUAACUUUUAUUGUAGUUAUAUAUAAAAUGUCUAAUUUGAUUUUAUCUUGAUCGUGCACAUUUGCAUCCCAUUGGAAAGAUGCAGCAUUCACAACAUCGGGCGAGAUGCUUGCGAGGAAAUGGAAAAUCCGUUGUGAGGGUGAAGAUCUUAUUGACUUGUUCCUCCUACCUGAAUUUACAUACAAGGAGGAUGCUGAUGUACAAAAACGAUCUCUUUUUACGGGAUCAAAGAAACUUUGAAAUAGCUGGUGUUUCGUACCCAUCUUAUCCAAAUUUAUAAUCCUUGCCCACCAGAAAACCCGCAUGCACUUCCUGAACCCUGACCUACAAGCUGUAGAAACCACCCUUAUCUUUCCUCUUUGUUAUCCCAUUGUUGCUGUUGACUUGUAUUGUACAUCAUGGAGACAACGAAAUGAUACGAAAAGUUGGGCUAGGAUCCGUGUUGCAUUAUAAAUAGGCCAAGGUUUUUGGUAACUUUUAGAAGAGAAGUUAUCAAGUAUGUAGGCUUUGUUUCUGACAAAUGACUGGGAUGUCAGGGCUGUAAAGGCUGGCAAAUAAUUCAGGCCUCCGC
Molecule: messenger RNA, 1893 nt
Organism: Olea europaea var. sylvestris
Lineage: Eukaryota; Viridiplantae; Streptophyta; Magnoliopsida; Lamiales; Oleaceae
Product: 5'-3' exoribonuclease 3-like
Exons: 8
Coding region: 191-814 (207 amino acids)
Biological process (GO): nuclear-transcribed mRNA catabolic process
Cellular component (GO): nucleus
Molecular function (GO): 5'-3' RNA exonuclease activity; RNA binding
Source: RefSeq, a predicted model, not a curated record